This is a messenger RNA of Malassezia vespertilionis, 1425 nucleotides long. RefSeq lists its product as uncharacterized. NCBI's taxonomy places the organism in Eukaryota, Fungi, Basidiomycota, Malasseziomycetes, Malasseziales, Malasseziaceae. The transcript has a single exon. The record is from RefSeq and is a predicted model, not a curated record. Bases 1 to 1425 code for a protein of 474 amino acids. Gene Ontology annotation, biological process: lipid metabolic process.
AUGACGCUCCAAUUUCUGCCCAACAAGCCAGUGCUCCCGCUCAAGGCGCAGCAUGAUCCAUUCCCAUGGAUGGCACGAAACGUGCCGCGGCUGCUUGAUUUUAGUCCGAUGCCCAUCCCGCGUGAGAAUGUAGUGCUCGCAUGGGCCCACAAGCUUGGCUUCGAGACGGUGUCGUACUCGGGUGAGUACUUUAACAUUAUCACGAUGAUGAAUGAAGUGACGCGUUUGUGUAUUGACAUGAAUGUGAUUACCAUUCUCAUUUACACCCUGUUUCACCUCACUGCCAACGCGGGGCGCUUGACCAGGCGUGUGGGAGGCUUUGCAGCCGCGCUGUUUAUUCUGUCCUGGCCGUUCUGGGCGGGUACGGGCACGAUCAACAUGCUCAACUUUUUGCGCACAGGCAUCAGUUUUCGUACGUCGCUACUUGCGUGGGACAUCAUGCAGAUCCGCGACGUGGAAGAGGUGAAAAGUUGGAGCUACUUCAAAUUUAUCUCACAUCUCUGGCUCUUUCCCAUGGAGGAGAACCAAAUCGAAGCGCGCAGGCAAAAGUUGGGGUACGAGCCAAACGCACGGAUCGAGUGUUUAAAGCAGAUACCCGAAGGUCUCGUCCAUCUCGCGAUUGCAGGCGUCCUGCUGUUCUUUGUGCCGCCCGCGUCUGUGUACGACUCGCUUGACUUGCUGCCAAGCGUCGUGCACAAUAUCUUGGUGGGGUUUCUCAUUUACCUGCUUCUUUCUUCGAUGGGUGUGCUGUCGCUCAGCCUUGCAGGAUUCAUACUGGGGAUCGAGCAGCAGCCCAUGUUCCAAAACCCGCUCGGCGCGACGCGCGUGCGCGUAUUUUGGUCGCGAUGGAAUAGGGCGAUUGCCACUGUGCUGCACCGUGUGAUUUUUGGGGGCAAGAAUACGCACAAGACACUUGAUCAGCGCAGGAGCGAGACGAAGGGUGUUUCGAGCGCCCCAAACGGCUCCAAAGUCAGCGCGCUUCGUCAGCGUGUCGUGGCCGAGGAAGAGAAAGAGCGCUCCGAGAUGCCCACAGAAGCACCACCUAAAAAGCGGCGGCCAUUUUUGCCCAUGGCGGCCCUCGCAGUUACCACAUUUUUUGUCUCGGGCCUCUUCCACGAAUACUUGAUUUUCCAGGCCUUUCACGCCAACUUUGGGUACAAUACCGCCUUUUUCUUGCUGAAUGGAUUUGCCACCGUACUGUCCAGCGCUGUGCAGCGCUACCUUCCGUCGGUGGAUCGAAGAAUACAUUGGUCAGUGCGGUACGCGCUCAUGUGGACAUUCUACUGCUUCAUCGUCCGCCUGUUCCUCUACCCGUUCAUUGCCGCCAACUUCUUUGCCUCGUUCCAAAAGGUGUUCUUUGAGCUGAUCAUUCCGCGCAAGAUGGAGCGACCCAAGCCCAUGUUUAUCUAUCUGUUUCGGCAGUGA